CAGACUACAUCUCUGAGCAAGCAGCCAGGUGAUCACGAGUGUAGCUGUUCACGUGUUGUAUGAAGAUGCGGUGACAGCAGCUGGAACUGAGCCCUGACAGCUUUACAGCUUGGACGUCUCCAAAACAGACAAAACAGGACAACAAAGAACCCUGGAUAUCACCGCAUAACACAACACACAGCAGGGAGAGAGGGCUGGGGUUGAGCGACAGGCACCAAGAGAGGACUUAGGGAGGUCCACAGAAUGAGGUGGAGGACAAGUCAGUAGUCAAAAGGAAAAGGAAAAUGGAUGUCAGUGAAGCUGCGAUUUGACUCUCCCUCAGAUGGAGGCCUGAUCCACAGAAGCCGCUCCUUCACUGGAUUCUCUUCUCUGACUGGUCGACAGAGGACGUCUUCUGUUCGUAACUCUCUUCGCGUCAAAGCCAUGACGGGAAAUAAAGCCAGCAGGGCGCCCGUCUCCCCCCGCAGAAGUUCAGGCGCUAUCUGGUCUCUGCAGCCGGAGCAGGUCGGCAGGGUUUUUCAGGCACUACGCAAAGGACUCAAGGACUACCUGGAGGGUCACCAAGCUGAGAUGGACUUCCUGUCUUCACAGCAGAGAGAGACGAAAAGAAACUCGAGACUGGCCUUUCUUUACGAUCUGGAGAAGGAGAUCAGGUCUUUGGAGAGAUAUAUACGACGAUUAGAAUUUCAAAUCAGUAAGGUAGAGGAGCUGUAUGAGACAUAUUGUAUUCAGUGGAGAUUGUGUCAGGGAGCGGUCAACAUGAAGAGAGCCUUUUCACUGUCCCAGUCCACCAGAGCCUCCAGAGAGAGUCUGCUGGAGCUCAACCGCAACCACAGACACAGCCUGCAGGACAUGUCAACAAUGGAAGGAGAGUUAGAAAUCCUGCUAGGAGAGCUAUACAUUAAAAUGAAGGGUCUCAUCGGCUUCGCUCGACUUUGUCCAGGAGACCAGUACGAGGUGUUAGUACGACUGGGCCGCCAGCGAUGGAAGAUCAGAGGGAGGAUUGAAUCAGAUGAUAGUCAGUCAUGGGAUGAGGAGGAGAUGGUCUUCCUCCCACACAUUCACCACAACUUUGAGAUAAAGGUGACGGAAGCAAAGGGUUUGAGCUGGCUGCUGGUUGGCAUGGUAACGUGUGCAAGCGCAGACUUCUUUGUGGCAAGGCCUCAGGUGAUGUUGGUGGACAUCACGGAGUUGGGAACCAUCAAACUGCAGCUGGAAGUGACCUGGAAUCCAUUUGACGGCACUGAGAAGCUGAGGGCGCUGUCUGGAAACAAGCAGUCAGUGUCCAGCAGAAAGAGUUCAGUGUACAGCUGGACGGCACCGAGCACCCCCUCCUUCACUGAGAAAUACUUUAUUUCUAUGGUGCGUGAGCUGCGGGAUCAGGAAGGUUCUCUUCCAUCUCUGGUGCCCAAAGGUCAUCCCAACAGAGGAGGAAUGUCUCUGCUCAGCUACCUCUCCAACCCUUCAAACACCUCUAUCGCAUCAAGCCACAGUCCUCAGAGCCCAUACACCCCGAGUCUCUCAAGGGCUCACAGCUACCCUUUCAGCCCGAGUCGAGACACCAGUCUGGGAGGAAGUCGGACUCAGCUGUCGCUCGGAGAGGAAGAAUCCCUGGAGAUCUCAACAGAGGAGUCGGAGACAAAGAAGAGGGUGGACAAGAAGGUAGACGAGGAGAAGGAGGAAUGGGGAGUUGUGUUAGAGAGUCCAUCCUUACCAGAAGAAAGUAAAACAGACUCCCUUAUGACCUUACAGAGGUCGAGCACUCCAGACAUCCUGAGAAAGAACACAUGUGGAGAAGCAGAGCCUGAGACCCACAGCGUAGCCCCAAGUCAGGACACAGUCACUGGGCAGGACUCCACAGAUUGUGAGGAAUACUCUGUCACAGCCUUGCCAACACCACCUUCUCAAACCCCAGCUGCACCACAAACCUCCCCUGCAGCAGCUGCUCCGAGGCUGGCUGUGAGCGGGGUCCAACGUCAUGCCCAGGCGCUCAGACUGGGAGCCAUUAUUGCAGAGCUGGAGAAAAUAUUACAGGAUCAGAGCUGUGCUGACAAGGAGCUGAGAGCAUUGGAGCACCAGAUACUGCAUCUAGCCACCAUACUGAAGAACGACCUAUCACUGCUGAGAAGCUCAUCAUCAGAGGAGACUCUGGCUGUUGAGGAGGUGCUGGGUAGCUUUGACUUUCUGUCAAACGACCUGAACGGAGAUGAUGACGCCUCUUGUUUGGGAAGCCUGAGACUGAAGGACAGUGGCAUCAGUUCUUUCCAGCAGAGCACGCUGAGGAGUCAUGGAAUUCUCUCUCAAGGCAGCCAGUCGGCUUCUGAGGAAGAGCUAGUCAUCACUCCUCUGACCUCUGGAAACUGGGGUCUUGAUCAAGCUCUGGAGACUCACCUGGAUAUCUGUUGCAUCCUGCUGCAGAUGAUAAGAACGACCGACUUCACCCCGUCUAGAAGGGAGCUGCUGGAGGAAAUGUCUCUCCAGGCUGAGGUCCUGGACAGAAUCAGCUGUCUGCUGCUGGAGAAGAAUGACAACAUCUCUACACGAGACAUCCUUCCUAAGGCCCAGAGAACGAGGGGUCUGCUGUUGUUCUGGGAGGAGUGUGUGCACGGCAACAGCUCUCCUUUCUGUUGCCACAUCGACAGCUUCACAAAGACACUGAAGAAGCGUUACACACACAAGGUGAAGGCCAAGCAGCCCGGCCAAUCAGAGAAAGUGUUUUCUCAGCUCCUGCAGCAGGUUCAGGCGGCCUGCCGGGUGGUGCCCAGCUCUCGGUCAGUCUGCAGCCCAGAGAGAGUCACCCUCUUCCAGCUGUCAGUCUACCUGAAGCGCUGGAAUUUCCAGGAGCUUGGAGAGCACAUCUCCCGCCUCUCAAAAGAAGAGUACAUCCUCUCAGCCCUGAGUAGCCCCAAACGGCGGCGGGCUUUAAAUAAGCUGAGGGGCCGGAAGAUCACAGAGCUACUUCCACUGGGAUGCACCCUGCAGACUCUCGCCUCCCUGCAGAUCGACUCCAACCACAAAGUCUGCAAAGCUGCCACCAACUGCAUCUCCAGAGCUGCUGGUUGCAAGGCCUUCAGGAACAAGGCGGUGCUUUACUACACAGAAAGCCUGAAAAGCAAUUAUAUUAAAAUCCAGCAGAGCUCCUGUUUGGCUCUCAAAUGCCUCCGGGCGACAGAGAGUGUGGACCACAUAGCAGAUUUAUGGAGAUCAACAGAUGAAGAUCUGCGUAGUGCUGCCAGAGAAACUGUCCUCUCCUUUGGUAAAAAGGGAUACCAGGCCUACCAGAGGAUGGACCAGCUAGACACUGAGAUGCAGGAUGAGGCUUACCAGAACCAAGAGACUGAGAUUACGAUUUUUUAGGAAACAGAUCUGGAUCAAAGAAUAGGCACAAAUGUUGUAAUGAUGCUGGCCAAGAGACUAAAACCAAGCCUAUGUCAAAAUGGAGAAAGUUUACAAACCUGUCAGGACGUCGCACCUUCUGGGAAAACAUAAUUUUCUUUUAAGAAUCUGUGGUGCGUGUGCUACGAGAUCUUCCUCAACAACUGCAGAGGAAGAUCUCAUGAUGGAGACUUCAGCUUUCCCUGGAUGGAUCAUUCACUCACUGAUGUUGAUUAAUGACUUCUUAUUUCUCCUGUAUUGUUUUACUCAGAAUUUGAAUUUAUUUUUGUUAGAUAUGUAGAGUUUUUCUUAAAGAAGACGUCAGCUGUAGUCUGACUUUUUUCUAGUGCUGGGAGUUAUUUCACCAACCAGUCGAUAUGACUGUCUUAUUGGGACAUGAAGGAUAAAUAUAAUAUUAUUUUACAUAAUCUUGCAAGCGUGCGUGUGUGUGUGUGUGUGUGUGUGUGUGUGUGUGUG
Maylandia zebra (zebra mbuna) is the source of this 3852-nucleotide messenger RNA. Lineage: Eukaryota; Metazoa; Chordata; Actinopteri; Cichliformes; Cichlidae. The record is from RefSeq and is a predicted model, not a curated record.